CCAGUUCUAAUGCAUCGUUUGCUCAGUAAACCAUUGGUUUUACACUCCGAAAUACCCGAUCUCAAGAGAAUAUACUUAUCUAUCAACUUCCAAACAACAAAUGGCAUUAACUGACCUCUUUUUUACAUCAUCAAACUCCUCGUGUCCAAGUGAUACCAGAAUACUACUACUACAAGUACAACUCCAACUAAAACUUCAACUACAGCAACAACUGCCGAUUCUGAACAUCAACAAACAACAACAACAACUCAAUACCUUGGGCUAAAAUCUCAAGUUUUGUUCAUAGCUAAGGAUGUUUGAAUGGGUAACGUGUGUACCUGUCGCAAUAGAGACAGUCAGAUCAACGCUGGUUCGAUUCUCGAUCGUGUUAUCAGUCAAGCAAGCGAUGAGGAUCAGUGUUUAUUGUACCGUUUGGCCAAUUACAAGAAAGGCGGCGAGCUCAUUGAAGCGUAUAAUCGAGGAGGCCAGUUUGAGGUAGAACAAGUUAUCCGUGGGCAAUUCGGUAUAUUGAUGUACGCAAAUGGUAAAGGACAAAUAAUAAAUCGUGCCGAGUAUUUGAGAUGGAAAUUUCGUGAUCUGGAACAAGUUGUUCUGCCAAUUGAGGCAUCUCUUUCACGAUUCGAUCCGCUUGCCCAGUGGAGUGAUCACGAAGCUUGCUGGCAAAUGCAGUACCGAGGUUCUCUUGGUGAAACAUUACUUCAUGUAUUAAUUAUUUGCGACACAAGAUCCCAUACACGCAUUGCUAGAAUUUUGAUUAAGUGUUUUCCGCGUUUGGCCAUUGAUGCUGUCGAGGGCGAGGAGUAUCUAGGUGCCAGUGCACUUCAUCUAGCCAUCGCUUACAAUAAUAAUGAAUUGGUACAGGAUUUAGUUGAAGCCGGUGCUAAUGUAUCACAGCGUGCUAUUGGUAGUUUUUUUUUACCCCGGGAUCAACAGCAGCAACAACGUGUAUCACGUAAUACGGAUUAUGAAGGAUUGGCAUAUUUAGGCGAGUAUCCACUUGCUUGGGCAGCCUGUUGCGCCAAUGAAAGUGUUUACAAUCUUUUACUAGAUUCUGGAGCUAAUCCCGAUGAUCAAGAUUCAUUUGGUAACAUGAUUUUACACAUGGUCGUCGUAUGUGAUAAACUUGAUAUGUUCGGUUAUGCUUUACGUCAUCCAAAAUUUCCUGCCAGUAAUGGAAUUGCUAACACCGCGGGAUUUACGCCUCUGACAUUGGCAUGUCAACUAGGAAGAGCUGAAGUCUUUCGUGAGAUGCUUGAGCUUUCAGCACGUGAAUUUUGGCGUUACAGCAACAUUACGUGCUCGGCGUAUCCACUCAAUGCACUGGACACAUUGUUACCUGAUGGUCGGACAAAUUGGAACUCAGCUCUGUUCAUUAUUCUCAACGGUACCAAAGAAGAACAUUUAGACAUGUUGGAUGGUGGUAUCAUUCAGCGAUUACUCGAGGAAAAGUGGAAAACCUUCGCUCGUUUACAGUUCCUGAAACGUUUAAUUAUUCUUGUAUUUCAUCUAACAUCUCUAUCCUUGGCCGUUUAUCUGCGUCCAGCCGAGAUCGAUGCCGACUUAAUGGGAUGGCCAGAAGAGUGGACAGAUAUAGGUCGAACUAUUGCCGAAUGCAUCACUGUGUUGGGUGUCUUGAGUUACAUUUUAUUCCAACUUGGUGGCGAAGUCGUAAACAUCGGUCUUAUAUCUUUCCUCAAGCAAUUGAGUCAUGAACCAGCAAAAUUUAUAUUCCUCAUCAGUAAUAUAUUGAUCCUCGCGUGUAUCCCCUGUCGUCUCGCUGGAGACCGUCAUUUGGAAGAUGCUAUUUUGGUAGUCGCAGUUCCGGGUUCAUGGUUUUUAUUGAUGUUCUUCGCUGGGGCCGUACGGCUAACUGGACCGUUCGUCACGAUGGUCUACAGCAUGAUAACAGGCGACAUGCUGACCUUUGGUAUUAUUUAUACAGUCGUACUCUUUGGAUUUUCACAAUCAUUUCAUUUUCUAUACAAAGGAUUUCCCCGUGUCAAUUCAUCACUUUUUCAUUCUUAUCAUUCAACUUGGAUGGCGUUAUUCCAAAUUACUCUUGGAGACUAUAGUUACUCAGACUUAAGUGACACAACAUAUCCAAAUGUGAGCAAAACAGUAUUUGCUAUUUUUAUGGUACUUGUACCUAUUUUAUUACUCAAUAUGUUAAUUGCUAUGAUGGGUAAUACAUAUGCUCAUGUUAUUGAACAAAGUGAAAAAGAGUGGAUGAAACAGUGGGCAAAAAUAGUGGUAUCUCUAGAGCGCGCAGUAUCACAAAAAGAUGCUCACAAUUACCUACAAGAAUACAGUAUAAAAUUAGGUCCGGGAGACGACCCAAAUAAUCCGGCUUCAGAGCAACGAGGUGUCAUGGUGAUUAAAAGUAAAUCCAAGACAAGGGCCAGACAGAGAAAAGGCGCCUUGGCUAAUUGGAAGCGUGUGGGCAAAGUGACAAUAAACGCGCUUCGUAAGCGUGGAAUGACAGGCGAAGAGUUGAGGUGUAUAAUGUGGGGUCGUGCAUCUAUUUCAACACCAGUUCGAGCUAGUCCACACAUGAACGAGCCACAAAUCUCAGGGCAAAUAUCAGGAGAACCAACAUCUGUAAUACCACCAGCGGCACCAGCAAUAGGAUCAGGAUCAGCACCAGGGCCAGAAUCAGAAGCAGGUCUAGGGCUAGGAGUAUCAACAUCAACAACCGCUGGGUUUGGGGAUGCUUUAACAGCAGCAUUGGAUGUAAUGGCCUUUAGCCACGACAUUGACCCAACGGUAGAAGCCACAGGAAUAACAAGUACCAUUGCCCCAAUAUCGAAAACUACAAGCAACUAUCAGUCAAAAGGUCUUCCAAUGACAAUCACUGAAUCGUCAAUAUCCUCUGCUACAACUGUUAUUGAGAUGGGAAAUCCCAUUAGUGGAGUAAACCGGGUGGAUCAGAAUCAACUCAUUGAGUCUUGGUCCGAGCCACCAGCAAUAGACGAUAGUGGAAAGCAACGGCAACAACAAGAACUGGAUCCUUUACUGAAUCUCGUCAUUGCGUCAGAGAGUCCACAAUCGCAGCACGAGGCUUUACUUAGAAUGGCUGAGGAGGCGAGAAUUUCAAGCGAAGUUAAAGUUAAACUUGAUGCUUCUAUUUUAGAGACCUUUGGCUUGGGACUUGCGCCUGCUGAUAUCUUUGCUGAAUCUACUCCUGUUGCUAGUGACAAAGAUAAAUUCUUUGAGGAGUCUAGUGACGAUAUUUGUGGAAGCAAUUUACUGGGUACGGAAUCGAGAUUACGUCGAAUAAAAUCAGCAAGUGUUAGAUACACGAAAAAAAGUAAUUUACGUGUGGAUAAUACUCAUAAUGGCGUUAGUGUUGGUUUCGAUUAUUAUUCUUCAUCAGAAGAGAACCAGAAUCCACAGAGUCGUGUUAUUCUUACAAACGGUUGUGCAAACGAAUCCACUUCAAAGCUCGAAAAGACAACGGUGUCAUCUGCGUCGUCAUCAUCUGAGAUGAACCGAGAAAAUAAACUCGAGCGAGUGAAAUCAGACGUUAAAGAGGGUCGUUGGGAAAAUGAGAAGCUUGAGAUGAACAGAGAACACAGGAAUCACCAUCAGCACCACCAGCAAAAUGUCAAUAAAAAUCACAAACGUCGUGCUAAAACUGGAAAAAACAGAGUAUCACCAAAAGAAGUUAAUACGAAAGCCAGUAAUGAAAGUCAGGAGAGCAUUUCAACUCCAACAUCGCCUACAGAUCCCCUUGAACCGUGGAGUACUCGCGGGAUCACCGACAUGAACACAAUAUUGGCUUGGCGAGAAGCUGGGAUGGAAAGUCCUUAAUUCAGAAUUGCGAAAUCUUUUAACGUUAUUAUACGUCUUGCGCGGACUUGUGGUUUAUAUUUAACGUGACUAUGUCGUCAGACACGGAACUGUAAAGAAAAAUCUUUUUCUUUUUUUUUUCUUUUAAAUUAUCGUUUGUUUACGUUUUAAUUAACGUCUUCUUUAAGUGGAAUGUACAAAUAAUUUAAUAAAUAUA
Messenger RNA from Microplitis mediator, 4006 nucleotides. RefSeq lists its product as uncharacterized. Lineage: Eukaryota; Metazoa; Arthropoda; Insecta; Hymenoptera; Braconidae. Gene Ontology annotation, biological process: calcium ion import across plasma membrane. Gene Ontology annotation, molecular function: protein binding; calcium channel activity. Gene Ontology annotation, cellular component: membrane. The transcript is spliced from 13 exons. The record is from RefSeq and is a predicted model, not a curated record. The coding region runs from base 301 to 3810 and encodes 1169 amino acids.